AAACAGUUCCCAACAAAAGUCACUUGUGAUGGUGAGCGGAUGCAAAGAGGGCAAAAGUGUUAUUUCAACUCUUCACAAAACCCAUUUUCUCUUCUUUCCACCUUUCCCCAAAAUCAAACCAACAAAAUUUUCUCAUUUCUUUGCUUUACUUUCUUUUCACACACCCUUUCCAUUGUACCAAAGACUAACAGAUAACACAGCACAAUAGCUGCUCAAGAAGACCUUCAUAUUCUCUGAUUGGAGAGAGACACAGAGAGAUGGAAAGUGUGAAUGGGAAGAGAGAACAGGAAGAAGCAGGGCCUUCAGAUGGAACCAAACAAGAAAUGACUGAGAAAGUGAGUGAUGCUUUGGAUGAUGGUAAAGUGGAGGAGGAAGAAGUCGACGAGGAGGAAGAAGGAGGCAUUGGAGUUAGUAAAAAUGGUUUCUUUGUUCCUGGGCCUCUUGUUUCUCUCAGGGAGCAGAUCGAACGGGACAAGGAGGAUGAAAGCCUAAGGAGGUGGAAGGAGAAGCUGCUGGGUUGCUUGGAAAGUUUAGAGGGUCAAUUGGAUCCUGAAGUGAAAUUCCACUCCAUAGGAAUCAUUUCUGAGGAUUUUGCUGAAAUUGUUACUCCUUUACCUGUGGACGAAAGUCGGAAUGGUUGUACUCUAUUCACUCUCCGAGAGGGAUCUCGCUAUCAGCUUAAGCUAAAAUUUAGUGUUCUGCACAACAUUGUGUCUGGUUUGACAUACUCCAAUACUGUGUGGAAAGGAGGGCUUCAAGUUGAUCAGAGCAAAGGAAUGUUGGGUACUUUUGCUCCUCAAAAGGAGCCAUAUGUGUAUACCUUGAAGGAGGACACCACUCCCUCUGGUGCACUUGCAAGGGGUGUUUAUUCAGCCAAACUAAAGUUUGAAGACGAUGAUAGAAGGUGUCACAUGGAACUCAAAUAUUUGUUUGAGAUAAAAAAGAGCAGCUAGUCCGGUUUUUCUGACACUGUUUUUAUGUUAUGUAUCCUCCUAAAGCCCUUAAUUUUAUUUCUGAAUAUAUGUUAUCGAUGCUACAGCUUUUUAUUUGUUUUCUAAUACACAGAAAGGGAAUGGACUCUUAUGAAA
Molecule: messenger RNA, 1088 nt
Organism: Vigna umbellata (rice bean)
Lineage: Eukaryota; Viridiplantae; Streptophyta; Magnoliopsida; Fabales; Fabaceae
Product: rho GDP-dissociation inhibitor 1-like
Biological process (GO): Rho protein signal transduction
Cellular component (GO): cytosol; membrane; cytoplasm
Molecular function (GO): protein binding; Rho GDP-dissociation inhibitor activity
Source: RefSeq, a predicted model, not a curated record